Molecule: messenger RNA, 1996 nt
Organism: Zea mays
Lineage: Eukaryota; Viridiplantae; Streptophyta; Magnoliopsida; Poales; Poaceae
Product: putative clathrin assembly protein At1g33340
Exons: 1
Coding region: 592-1809 (405 amino acids)
Biological process (GO): vesicle budding from membrane; clathrin coat assembly; clathrin-dependent endocytosis
Cellular component (GO): clathrin-coated pit; clathrin-coated vesicle
Molecular function (GO): 1-phosphatidylinositol binding; phosphatidylinositol-4,5-bisphosphate binding; clathrin heavy chain binding
Source: RefSeq, a predicted model, not a curated record
GUGGGUUUCAAAUGUGUUUCAUCUUUAAUUAGUUCCAAAGCUUAUACAUUCCUCUCAGAAAGCUCUUUGCCUCUGAUGUUGAUGUGGAGGAAUCAUCCAUAUGCUAAUACUUGAAAACUAUUUCUAUUUGAGUCAAACCUCCUGUCCAUGCAUAUGCCAAUGGAAGAAGCCUUUGAUGCAUGAGGCACCUCAUUCCAAAGGCAUUUGAUUCGCCCACCCAAGAGUUGACCUCCGAAUAUAAUUUCUUGCCCGCGCGCGCUCUCUCUCUCUCCCUCAGAUAGUGGGAGCUUUGCUUUCUCCUUGUUGCUACAGAGCUGAGGCUAAUAGUGGACUUGUUGCUGCAGAGCUGAGGCUUUAUUCUCACAAGAAUUCCUUGUGACCAUGGUCAUAGUCAUACACAACAUAGAUAUGAUCUCUCUCUCUCUCUCUAUCUAUCUGUGUGUGUCUCUCUCUCUCCCCCUCUAGUCUAGGCCCGCUUGCUUGCAAGUGAUCGAGUGCAUGCACAAAAGGGAGUGUGCUAUAACUCUCAUGCGCCAUAUCUCUUUCUUCUCCCCCUCUCUACUCUCAUUUACUCAUGAGGUCAUAUAAGACAUGAAGGUGUUCAAGGGAAAGAUUUGGGCAGCAAUAGGCUCACUCAUGGACCCUGCCGGCACAGCGUCCACCACCAAGUCCUCCUCGGCGGCCGCAGUUCCCGACCGAGCGCUCCUCACUGACAUCGAAGCGGCCAUCGAGCGGUGCACCGGCAGCAGCGGAGGCGUCAACGACGACAGGCACGUCCACGAGAUCCUCUUCCUCGUCUCCAACGCGCCGGGCGCGAUCACCUUCCUCUCCCGCCGCAUCACGGCGCGCCUCGAGAACGCACGCGCCCCGGCCGCCGCGCUCCGGUCCUUGCUCCUCGUGCACCGCCUCCUCCGCGCCGGCGACCGAUACUUCGAGCAGGACUUCCGCGGACUCUGGGCCUCCCGCGAGCUCCGCGUCGACGCGCCCUGCUCGCCCCUCACCGCCGGCACGGGUGCGGCGGUCGCCAGCGGAGCGUGCGCCUUCGUCCACGGCUACUCGGCCUACCUUGAGGAGCGCAUGCAGUGGGUCAUAAACCAGGCCGGCAACCUGGAGCCCGCGCGGAUGACACCACAGACUGACCACGGCGCCGGCAAGCCCCCGCACUUCUCUUCCUCUUCUUCCUCCUCCUCCUCCUCCUCCCACGACGCCAGCGCCGAGACGCUCCUGUCCAAGCUCGCUAUGUGCCAGAGCCUGCUAGACCUCGCCAUCCAGCUGCUGCCGGACAACAACACGAGCGCCAGCGCCGCCGUGCGGUCGGCCUUCGGCAUUGUGCUCCGUGAGAGCUUCAAGGUCUACGUUGCCUUCGCGGAAGGCGUCGACGUCAUGCUGCUGCUGUCCAGGAGCCUCGCCGGGCUGAGCAAGCCUUCGAGGGUCACCGCUCACGAGAUACUGAAGAAGGCGUGCGCCCAGACGCCGGAGCUCAAGGAGUUCUACCUCAAGUGCAAGAGGAGUAACGCGAGCAGCACGAGCCUCGAGUACCCGCUCGUCAGGGUCGUCACGCCAGCGCAGGCCUUUGCGCUGGAGAUGAUGGAGCCGGUGACGAUGAUCCCGAUCCCGGAACAAGAUGGCUAUCCUGAAGAGGUCGAAGCCAAACCUGAAGCAGAGGCGAUCGACAGUGGUGCUUCGCCGUUCGCGCACAAGAUGGAGACCACGAUCAGCACGGUGUGGGUCCAGUUCGAUGAUGAGGACCAGAAGCUGAUGACCACUGCUGCUGCUGGCCACUCCUUGAAAGCCGUGCAGCCAAGCUAGCAAGCUAGCCUUUUGGAGUUCUUGCAAGUAAAUUCUAAGUGUGUUAAUUUUGCGUUCUCCGGAUUGAGCGGUCUUGUUCCUCUCUUCUUGAUAUUCUUGUGUGCAAGGUUGAUUAUUUGUUUUGAAGGAUUUGUAAGUGUCUCGAUUCAGCUGAGAAUAAGCAAAUAAUUCUUCGUCUUUGCCUUCC